AUGAAGUUGCGUAUGAGCGUUAAAAAGACUCAGUACGACUCGAUCCCGCCCUACACAUCCGUUUUCAUUGAACAUCCCAAGCCUCCUGUGUCAUCCGACCCCAAAUCGCAGGAACGAAGGUUUCGGCUGCAUAUUCUCGCCAAGGCUGCGGUAAACUCCCCGACCCAUUCACCAGUGUCUGGCUCAAAGAGUUUGGCGACAAGCCAUCAACUGAGACUGCCGUUCGUCCUCGGAUUCAUUUCCGACUGCCAUACGAUCUCGUUGAGCCAUCUCGCAGCCGGACUUGAGAUCUUCGCGUCGCGACCGGCUAAUAAAGCUUCCUGUCCCACGAUGUACCCGGACGUCCCACCAGCGAGAGAAAGAGUUGAAAAAUCGCCAAUCAUGUGCGCGCACAUGAACAGCGAGUCCUUCGCCAGGAAGGCAUACGAACACGUCUCUCACAUGCAGGACAAGGAGAAACCCAACACGGCUGUUGAAGAACAUCUGGAUGAUGUGCACUUCUAUUCCGCGUACACAGAGGAGGAUGACCAGAACUUCCCACUACACAGACUGCAGGAGAAGCUGCCAGUGGACAAUCACCCGGGAGCUUCGCACCCGGCUGUGGUGGUGAAAUGUUUUAAUGCAGAAGGACGAGCCGGAGAAAGGCGUCCCGACGAUAAGGGCAAUGUCGAAGGCAGGCCGGGAACAGGUUGA
Molecule: messenger RNA, 693 nt
Organism: Laetiporus sulphureus 93-53
Lineage: Eukaryota; Fungi; Basidiomycota; Agaricomycetes; Polyporales; Laetiporaceae
Exons: 3
Coding region: 1-693 (230 amino acids)
Source: RefSeq, a predicted model, not a curated record